AUGGCUGGGGCUGAUGUAAAAAUUCCUCCUGUGACAUCUAUGGUUCCUCAAGAUGAGAACAACAACAAAGCCAUUAGCAAUGCCCGAGCCCUUUUAGUUUCAGUCGCUGGCACCAAGGUUUCGACCAAUGACUCACUGCGGCGACGGCGUGGUAGGCCAGCCGGCUCUAAAAACAGGCCAAAGCCUCCCAUAAUCAUCACACAUGACAGUGCAAACGCGCUCAAAGCUCAUGCAAUGGAAGUUAGCUCUGGUUGUGAUGUUGGAGAAUGCAUUGCUAGCUUUGCACGUAGGAAGCAAUGUGGUGUUUGUAUACUAAGUGGGAGCGGGUAUGUUGUAAACGUGACCUUCCGGCAACCUGCAUCUUCUAGUUCCAGCGUCACUUUGCAUGGGCGAUUUGAGAUAUUAUCCCUGUUGGGUUCUUUUGUACCACAACCAGCCGUUCCGGGGUUGACAGGAUUCACAAUUUACGUGGCUGGUGUGCAAGGCCAGGUUGUCGGAGGUAUUGCCGUCGGUCCUCUCAUUGCUUCAGGUCCGGUGAUCAUCAUGGCUGCAACUUUCCUGAAUGCCACCUUUGAUCGCCUCCCAUUGGGUAAUGAUCACGAUGAGGACGACGAUGGUGAUAACAUGCGUACAAAUAAGCAGAGUAAUCUCCACAACAACCGUCAUGACCUAGCGAGCUUCUACAUGCCACCAGCCUUGCUCAAAAAGGGAGGCGGCAUUGCCAACUGA
Molecule: messenger RNA, 729 nt
Organism: Nymphaea colorata (pocket water lily)
Lineage: Eukaryota; Viridiplantae; Streptophyta; Magnoliopsida; Nymphaeales; Nymphaeaceae
Product: AT-hook motif nuclear-localized protein 16
Exons: 1
Coding region: 1-729 (242 amino acids)
Biological process (GO): vegetative to reproductive phase transition of meristem
Cellular component (GO): nucleus
Molecular function (GO): DNA-binding transcription factor activity; minor groove of adenine-thymine-rich DNA binding
Source: RefSeq, a predicted model, not a curated record